GCAAAAGUAGGAGCUGAACUCAAUUAACAUGGCUCUCUGGGUACUCUUCCUCGUCGUCGCCGCCGUUGCCACCAUCGUCUCCGCCACUGACCACAUUGUCGGAGGUAACAAAGGUUGGAAUCCCGAUAUCAACUACACUCUCUGGAGCAACAACCAAACCUUCUAUGUCGGUGACUUUAUUUCAUUUAGGUAUCAAAAGACACAACACAAUGUGUUACAAGUGAACAAAAUGGGAUACGAUAGUUGCACAAUAGAGGGUGCACUUGGGAAUUGGAGCAGUGGAAAAGACUUCAUUAAGCUGGACAAGUCCAAGAGGUAUUACUUCAUUUGUGGCAUUGGUGGAUGCUCUAAUGGCAUGAAGCUCUCUAUUCUUGUUCACCCUCUUUCACAAUCACCUCCUCCGAGGUCAGCCGUCUCAGCCGUGCAUUCUUCUGAAAAAUCUGCUGCUAACGGUGUUGGUGGUUUCGGGUCGAUACUGGUGUUGGUUGGAUUAAUGGCAUUUGUAUGUGCUUGGAUUUAACUAGUUUCGGCCAAGAACAUUCUAUGCUUGUUAGCUGGAUUCUGAAAUUGCGACAACCAUUAUUUAAGUCACUACAACAACAACAUACCCAUGUAAUCCCACGAGUGGGGUCUUGCAGUGUUUAAGUGACUAGUAUUUUUGUAUUUGUCAUUUUGAUUAGAUCAGUUAUGGUUCUGUUAGUUUUUUAGGUGAAAUUUUGUUCAGUUUGAAAAUUUCUCUUGUUAUUUUCUUUAAUUUAUGUCCACGUGGCACUCCAUUUGUUCUUCUGACUGUCUUUCGUAGCACUCUGAAAACUUAUUUCAGCAUUGGUUUCAAGCUUUAAAUAUAUACCUUUUUCUUACCAAAAAAGGACAAAGGAUUAAUUAUACAUGUGCCUAGCAUCAAAGGUAUCAUUGAACAAUACUGGAUACUUUGUUACUAGAGUUGAUCCAAUUCUUUAUAAAGGGUGUGUUAUGGAGAGGUUGUUGUAAACCAAGCUAACUCCUUAAGGGCCUAUGGGCUAGAAGUAGUGAAUAACACUCAUUCAAUUGGAAUUAUUGGAUCGAGUAAAAUGUUGGAGCGUUUUAUUUGGGAUCCAGGCCUAAUUAGCAACUACUUAAAAGGGACAAGGGGUUUGAAAGAAGGUUUAUGCAUAUUGUGAUUCUUAGGCAAAUUCUGCUUCUUUCAUCCCACAUUCUGAGUCUAGUUUCUCAUCUCCUUCUACAAUCUAUCCUAGUUCUUACUUUUAAUAUUUCUGUAUUUCCGUUUGGCCUUUUGCCAUUUGAGUUAUCACAUUUACUUGCAGGAGUUUGUCUUAUUAAUAUAGUUGAGAAACAGUUUACUAUCACAUUCGACUUGAGUUCAUUACAGAGGCCUGACUGUAUAUGCUACUAAUUGAAUUUAAUUUCGUAAAAUUAAAAAAAAAAAAAAACUAAUAGAGGGGCGUACGUGUUUUUGGAAAGUCUUGAUUUUU
Lycium barbarum (goji berry) is the source of this 1472-nucleotide messenger RNA. RefSeq names its product early nodulin-like protein 19. The record is from RefSeq and is a predicted model, not a curated record. The coding region runs from base 29 to 520 and encodes 163 amino acids. The transcript is spliced from 2 exons. Gene Ontology annotation, molecular function: electron transfer activity. Lineage: Eukaryota; Viridiplantae; Streptophyta; Magnoliopsida; Solanales; Solanaceae. Gene Ontology annotation, cellular component: plasma membrane.